CCCACACUGACUAGCAAGCCACCGGCCGACCCAAAUUGUGGAAACCCGUUAAAAGAGUUGAAGCACCGUCGAGGGAGCGAGCAAUGGCGGACUACGGCGGAGAGUACGGGCACCCGUACCCGCGCGUCGACGAGUACGGCAACCCGGUGCCGCCGGUCGACCAGUACGGCAACCCCAUCCCGAGGGAACCGGGCCAGGCUCCGGCGUACGGCUCUGCCGGCGCGGUGACGCCGGCCGCCGAAUAUGGCGCGGGCGUGAAGCCGGGCUACGGCCUGGGCGGCGCCGUGCACCCGCACGAGAGCGUGGUGGGUGGCGCCGUUCCCCCGUCCGGCGCGGCGUACGCGCACGAGGGCGCGGUGAGCGGCGGCCUCGCCCCUGGCGAGACCACGGCGUACGCUUAUGAGGGCGCGGUGAGCGGCGGCCUCGCCCCUGGCGAGACCACGGCGUACGCUUAUGAGGGCAUGGUCGGCAGCGGCAUCGGCGCCGGCGCCGGCGACCGGAUCCAGCCGGCCAAAGAGGAGCACACGACGCUGGGCGAGGCUUUGCGGCGCUCCGGCAGCUCCAGUUCCAGCUCCAGCUCGUCGUCCGAGGAUGACGGGCAAGGCGGGAGGCAGAGGAAGAAGAAGGGCAUCAAGGAGAAGAUAAAGGAGAAGCUUCCGGGCAACCAAAAGCACGAGGAGCAUAAGGCAGGGCACGCGGCGGCGCCGGCGGCUGGGACGGGGACGCACGAGAAGAAGGGUAUCAUGGAGAAGAUCAAGGAGAAGCUCCCUGGACACCACUGAGCAACGUGCGUGCGCCUCACUUGACACGGUUCUUUGACCAUGUACGACCUAAAUGAUCAGUCGCUGGUGUAUAGUGAAUUCGCUAGCAGAUUAGUAUUUUCCUUC
Molecule: messenger RNA, 887 nt
Organism: Hordeum vulgare subsp. vulgare (domesticated barley)
Lineage: Eukaryota; Viridiplantae; Streptophyta; Magnoliopsida; Poales; Poaceae
Product: dehydrin Rab25-like
Exons: 2
Coding region: 84-782 (232 amino acids)
Biological process (GO): response to water
Source: RefSeq, a predicted model, not a curated record